UUUUCCCGCGCAAUUCGCACGCGUCCACAACAAAAGAUCGCAAGCGCAAAAAACACAGAUUCCUGGAGAACUCCGAGCACAACAGACGCGCAGACGACAUGGACAAUCCCAGCUCACCGCCGCCAAAUACGCCCAGCGACGCCGCCGCCGAGCGUCGCGAGAUGCGAGCGGCGAUGACGUCGCCGGUGGGUGACUUCGAGCCGUUUGAGAACGAGGAUGAGAUUCUGGGGGAUCAGACGGUGCGCGACGAGGCGGAGGAGGAGGAUGGCGAGGAGCUGUUCGGGGACAACAUGGAGAACGACUACCGACCCAUGCCGGAGCUGGAUCACUACGAUCCGGCGAUGCUGGACGAUGAGGAUGACUUCUCGGAGAUGUCCCAGGGCGAUCGCUUUGCCGCUGAGUCGGAGAUGCGCCGCCGCGAUCGAGCAGCCGGAAUCCAUCGCGAUGACCGUGACCUUGGCUUCGGGCAGUCGGACGACGAGGACGAUGUGGGACCGCGGGCCAAGCGACGUGCAGGCGAAAAGGCGGCCGUGGGCGAGGUGGAGGACACCGAGAUGGUAGAGUCCAUCGAAAAUCUGGAGGACACCAAGGGCCAUUCCACCAAGGAGUGGGUGAGCAUGUUGGGACCGCGCACCGAGAUCGCCAAUCGCUUUCAGUCUUUCCUGCGCACCUUUGUGGACGACCGUGGCGCGUACACUUAUCGCGAUCGCAUCCGUCGGAUGUGCGAGCAGAACAAGUCGUCGUUCGUCGUCUCCUACACGGAUUUAGCCAACAAGGAGCACGUCCUGGCCUACUUCCUGCCGGAGGCUCCGUUCCAGAUGCUCGAAAUCUUCGACAAGGUGGCCAAGGAGAUGGUUCUGUCCAUCUUCCCCACCUACGAGCGUGUAACCACCGAGAUCCAUGUGAGAAUAUCGGAGCUGCCGCUGAUCGAGGAGCUGCGCACGUUCCGGAAGCUGCAUCUGAAUCAGUUGGUGCGCACCUUGGGCGUGGUGACCGCCACCACGGGCGUCAUGCCGCAGCUGUCUGUGAUCAAGUACGACUGCGUCAAGUGCGGCUAUGUGCUGGGUCCCUUUGUCCAGUCGCAGAACACUGAGAUUAAGCCGGGCUCCUGCCCCGAGUGCCAGAGCACCGGACCCUUCUCCAUCAACAUGGAGCAGACGCUGUACCGCAACUACCAGAAGAUUACGCUGCAGGAGUCGCCUGGCCGCAUUCCCGCUGGCCGCAUUCCGCGCAGCAAGGACGUCAUACUGCUGGCCGACCUGUGCGAUCAGUGUAAGCCGGGCGAUGAACUGGAGGUCACUGGCAUCUAUACGAACAACUACGAUGGCUCGCUGAACACGGAUCAGGGAUUCCCUGUUUUUGCCACAGUAAUUAUUGCCAACCAUGUGGUUGUCAAGGACUCGAAGCAGGUGGUUCAGUCGUUGACGGACGAGGACAUUGCCACGAUCCAGAAGCUGAGCAAGGAUCCUCGCAUUGCUGAGCGCGUGGUGGCCUCCAUGGCACCUUCAAUUUACGGACACGAUUACAUUAAAAGGGCUCUGGCCCUGGCUCUUUUCGGUGGCGAGUCCAAGAAUCCUGGCGAGAAGCACAAGGUUAGGGGCGACAUCAAUCUGCUGAUUUGCGGAGAUCCGGGAACGGCCAAGUCGCAGUUUCUCAAGUACACGGAAAAGGUGGCACCACGGGCGGUCUUCACCACGGGCCAAGGAGCCAGUGCCGUGGGUCUUACCGCCUACGUUCGCCGGAAUCCCGUCUCGCGGGAGUGGACCUUGGAGGCGGGCGCCCUCGUCCUCGCCGAUCAGGGAGUCUGCCUGAUCGAUGAGUUUGACAAGAUGAAUGACCAGGACCGCACCUCGAUUCACGAGGCCAUGGAGCAGCAGUCCAUCUCGAUUUCGAAGGCUGGCAUCGUUACCUCCCUGCAGGCGCGCUGCACUGUGAUUGCUGCGGCCAAUCCCAUUGGCGGACGCUACGAUCCCUCGAUGACGUUCUCGGAGAACGUGAAUCUCUCGGAGCCCAUUCUCUCCCGUUUCGACAUCCUGUGCGUGGUCAAGGACGAGUUCGAUCCGAUGCAGGACCAGCAGCUGGCCAAGUUCGUGGUCCACUCGCACAUGAAACACCAUCCCAGCGAGGAGGAGCAGCCGGAGCUGGAGGAGCAGCAGCUGAAGACCGUGGAGGACAUUCCACAGGAUCUGCUGCGCCAAUACAUUGUCUACGCCAAGGAGAACAUACGGCCCAAGCUGACGAACAUCGACGAGGACAAGAUCGCCAAGAUGUACGCCCAGCUGCGCCAGGAGUCCUAUGCCACUGGAUCGCUGCCCAUUACGGUGCGUCACAUUGAGAGCGUCAUCCGGAUGUCUGAGGCCCACGCUCGCAUGCACCUGCGCGAGAACGUCCUGGAGGCGGACGUCAGCAUGGCCAUUCGCAUGAUGCUGGAGAGUUUCAUCGAGGCGCAGAAGUUCAGCGUAAUGAAGAAGAUGCGCAACACAUUCCAGAAGUACCUGGCCUUCCAGAAGGACCACUCCGAGCUACUCUUCUUUAUUCUGCGCCAGCUGACGCUCGAUCAGCUUGCCUACAUUCGCUGCAAGGACGGACCCGGGGCCACGCACGUGGAGAUUAUGGAGCGCGACCUUAUCGAGCGAGCCAAGCAGCUGGACAUAAGCAACCUGAAGCCGUUCUACGACUCCGAUCUGUUUCGCACCAACGGUUUCUCCUACGAUCCCAAGCGCCGUAUCAUCCUCCAAAUCGUGGUCGAUGGCAACACCGCCUAAGUCCGGGCUCUCCUCAUGGCGUCCAUUAUUCCAUUAUCUCAUUUAGUUGUAGAAAGGUCGCAUCUAUCUUUUGUUACCCCCACAUUCAGUUUAAUAUUGGAUUAUUUUUAUAUUUAUGUUUAAUAAAUUUAACAUUUUCAGUAAAA
This is a messenger RNA of Drosophila kikkawai, 2911 nucleotides long. RefSeq names its product DNA replication licensing factor Mcm2 (gene Mcm2). The record is from RefSeq and is a predicted model, not a curated record. Gene Ontology annotation, biological process: DNA replication; double-strand break repair via break-induced replication; mitotic DNA replication initiation. NCBI's taxonomy places the organism in Eukaryota, Metazoa, Arthropoda, Insecta, Diptera, Drosophilidae. Gene Ontology annotation, cellular component: nucleus; MCM complex. Gene Ontology annotation, molecular function: 3'-5' DNA helicase activity; ATP binding; single-stranded DNA helicase activity.